This is a messenger RNA of Cynocephalus volans (Philippine flying lemur), 204 nucleotides long. It is a transcript of the gene GNG13, whose product is annotated as G protein subunit gamma 13. The transcript has 2 exons. NCBI's taxonomy places the organism in Eukaryota, Metazoa, Chordata, Mammalia, Dermoptera, Cynocephalidae. The record is from RefSeq and is a predicted model, not a curated record. Gene Ontology annotation, molecular function: G-protein beta-subunit binding. Gene Ontology annotation, cellular component: heterotrimeric G-protein complex. Gene Ontology annotation, biological process: phospholipase C-activating G protein-coupled receptor signaling pathway; sensory perception of taste. Bases 1 to 204 code for a protein of 67 amino acids.
AUGGAGGAGUGGGACGUGCCCCAGAUGAAGAAGGAGGUGGAGAGCCUCCGGUACCAGCUGGCCUUCAAGAGGGAGCUGUCCUCAAAGACCAUCCCCGAGCUCCUCAAAUGGAUCGAGGACGGGACCCCCAAGGACCCCUUCCUGAGCCCCGACCUGAUGAAGAACAACCCGUGGGUGGAGAAGGCCAAGUGCACCAUCCUGUGA